Messenger RNA from Sesamum indicum (sesame), 1401 nucleotides. Its product is annotated as protein PHYTOCHROME KINASE SUBSTRATE 4. Gene Ontology annotation, biological process: phototropism. The record is from RefSeq and is a predicted model, not a curated record. NCBI's taxonomy places the organism in Eukaryota, Viridiplantae, Streptophyta, Magnoliopsida, Lamiales, Pedaliaceae.
AUGGAUUCACAAACUACAGUGAAAACAACCUUCAAAGAUGCAUCUUAUCUCAAACCCAAAGAUCCGACUCAGAAUCGGCUCACUGAUGACGACACAGAAAUCAGUAUUUUCGACGCACGGAGGUAUUUCAGAGACGACAACGACGGCGGUCUGAAAGACAUGCUCAGAAGACAGCAGCUGCAACAAGAACCCUUCCAUGAUUUUCAUUCUGUCUCAAGACUUUCAUCUGUUUCUUCUGUCGAAAGUUACGGCAGGAACUUUCGGAUAGGAUCUUUCCAGGCCACGCCCACAGCUUCAUCCGAGGCCAGCUGGAACAGCCAAACAGGCCUGUUGUCGAAUCCUUCAGAUUCCGUUUCAGUUUCACUCAGUAAUUUAUCGUCAGAUCGUAGCAGUAAACGGAGUGCUGAUCAUGGUAAGAAAUGGUUCUCCUUCGGAAGAAAAUGUUGCUGCACUGGUAAGAAAUCCGUCCAGGUUAAGGAAGUAACGUCAGACUCCGGACCCCGAUCAAGAUCAGUUCUUGUAAUCAAUCCUGAGAGAAUCAGUGUCGAUAAAGCAGCACAGCGCACAAGCGAGAGUACUUUCGAGAUUGAACAAGAUAAUUAUGUUGUCUCUCGGCAGAAUCAACGUCGUGGGUCAGCGUCAGGCAGGCCGUUCAUUGACAGCGCUAUCGGCUUUAGUUUUCCUGUCCUGAAAUCCCCCGACGUCUUCCAGGCCACCAACGCUGCACUGAUCAAAGGAAUCAUAGGAAAACCAAUGGUUAAUCCCGUCAAACAUCAGCUGCACGAGCUUCAGUCUGUCUCAAGAGUUUCAUCCAUGGAAAAUACUGUCAAUGCUCGAGGUUUUGUAUAUCCGGGAAGCCCGACAGCCCGAGACGACGAUGUGGGCAGCGAUGGCAGCUCAGACCUUUUCGAGAUCGAAAGCUUUUCGAGUACUCCGACGACACUGUAUAAUGCGGUGUGCAACACGAAAGAUGAAGAAGAUUCCACAUAUGAUGCAAGAAGAUUUGCUUCUUCAACCAAUGGGAUUAGUAAGAUUGAUCAAUACGUCAGGAGGAGGGUGGACGAGACGCAGACGCUGGACUGGAGCGUUGCCGCAGCGGAGGGCUACGACAAGGCCAACUUCUCCAACGUCUCCGCAGUGGAAAUCGGAGUGUUAAGGAGGCGGAUGGAGGAGGCAGGCGGAGAAGACGGUGGGAAGAGGAAUGGGGAUGAGCUUAUGUUAAUGAGCUGCCGGCAAGAGAAGGCGGCGAGCGUGGGGCCGCAUCCUGUGAAAUGCGUGGUGGCGGAAGGAGCAACAAAUUUUCCGUUGCCGGCCGGUGGCAGGCCGCCACGGGCGAAUAAGCCGCCGCUGGUAAGCUCUGACCCGGGACCGGCGGGGUUGCCGGUGGCUUUUGCGGCGUGA